Galleria mellonella (greater wax moth) is the source of this 1863-nucleotide messenger RNA. RefSeq names its product facilitated trehalose transporter Tret1-like. The coding region runs from base 174 to 1613 and encodes 479 amino acids. Gene Ontology annotation, cellular component: membrane. Gene Ontology annotation, biological process: transmembrane transport. Gene Ontology annotation, molecular function: transmembrane transporter activity. The record is from RefSeq and is a predicted model, not a curated record. The transcript has 3 exons. NCBI's taxonomy places the organism in Eukaryota, Metazoa, Arthropoda, Insecta, Lepidoptera, Pyralidae.
UCGAGGUGAAGCCGUUGGAUUCCAAUAAACCGUCUUGCAUAAAUUUUAACGUUCGUGCCGCAUAAUUGGAGUAGAUCAUUUAAGAAACUUAUUUGAAUAAAGUGAUUGUGUUGAAAUGAUUACGAAUUGCUUGCUCCAUGACAAUUGUGUAGCGAUCUCUUAGUGGGGAAGACAUGGCGUCGCCUUUGGCCCGACAGAUAUGGACUGUAUCAGGGGUGUUCACAAAUAUGUUAGUGCAAGGCAUGGUACUGAGUUUCCCUUCAUGCCUCUUGCCAGGAUUACGGGAGACUGAUUCACCAAUAAAAGCUGAUCUGGCAACUGCUUCUUGGUUAGCGUCAUCUGUAGGCCUAUCAAGUAUGCUAGGUUUCCUGAUAUCUUCAUAUCUAAUGGAUCGUUGCGGUCGGAGAAUUUCUCAUCUCCUGGUGAUCCUACCAGGAAUCUCUGCUUGGCUUUUCAUAUAUUUCGCCCACAAUGUACUAACUUUGAUGUUAGGAAGAAUUCUAGCAGGGAUCACUGCUGGUGCAACUGUUACUUUGGGAGCUAUCGUUAUUGGAGAAUACACCAGUCCUGAAUACAGAGGAAUGUUCUUAAAUCUUAAAUCGGCAUCAGUGUGUUUGGGGAAUAUGGUUGUACAUAUUUUGCACAAUUUUUUCAAUUGGAAAACAAUAGCCAUAUUUGGUUUAAUACCGCAGAUAUUUGCUUUCUUAAUAAUUUAUACUUGGCCAGAGAGUCCUGCUUGGUUGGCGUCCAAAGGGCAAUUCCAGAAGGCAAAAGAAACAUUUUUCUGGUUGAGAGGAUCUAGCGAAAGAGAAAAGUUAGAACUAUCAGAAUUAUUUAAAAAGCAAGAAGCAAGUCUUUUGAAAUUCGGAGUAGAGUCGACCCUCAUGAAUUCUCUAAAGGUGAUAUUAAAGAAAUUCACGAGAAAAGAUUUCAUUAAACCAAUCACAAUUAUUGUAUUCACUGGUAUCUUGUCAGAAGCUUGUGGCAGACACUUCUUUCCAGCAUAUGCUACACAAAUUAUUGACGAUAUCACCGGUGAUAAGACACAGUCAUUCUAUUACACGUUGUCUAUAGAUUUGAUCAUAAUAUCUAGUAUUAUACUUUCAUCAAUUUUAGUUAAAGUCAUCAAUUUAAGAACUUUAUUAUUCACUACGGGCGUCCCAGCUCUUGCAGUGUUAACAAGUGUUUGCGUUUAUUUAUUAUUAACAUUUUUAGAUGUAAUAUCUAAAGAACGACAGUGGAUACCACUUUCAAUGAUUGUAAUAUUUUUCAUAUUAGUCAAUUUGUGUUGUACACCAAUACCUUACCUUAUAUUGGGAGAAAUUUUACCAUUAAGCCAUAGAAGUAUUGGAUCAUCAUUGUCUGGACUUAUUUUGUCUUUGUUUCUAAUGAUAGCAUUAAAAAUCACACCUUAUCUAUUGGAAAACAUCAAUGUACAUGGCACAUUUACUGUUUAUGGUGGUUUUGUAGCCGUAUCGUUACUAUUACUGUAUUUUAUGUUACCUGAAACUAAAAAUAAGACGUUGGUCGAAAUAGAAGAUUAUUUCAAUAAUGGAAAAUAUCAUAGUUACGACGAAACUGAUAAAGAUAUUAAAAGAAGAAUGCUUAUAUGAUGCUGAAUAUUGAAAAGUAAAUACUAAGUUUUAGGAAAAUAUUUGUCGAAAACUCAUAUCUAGAAAAACAGAGUAAUCUUAUUUUGUAAUCUAGUUUUAGUACUUUCAGUUAAUGUGUGUGUUUUAAUUUUUAUUUACUUGAUAUAUGUAUGUUAGUUAUUUUCAUAUACAGAAUGUUAUUUACGGAGGACAAUUAGCAAGAAACUUAAACUUCUGUAGUUUUUAGGCUUAAAAUUUUUUUCUUGUUAAA